This is a messenger RNA of Uncinocarpus reesii 1704, 1218 nucleotides long. RefSeq lists its product as uncharacterized. The transcript has a single exon. The record is from RefSeq and is a predicted model, not a curated record. The coding region runs from base 1 to 1218 and encodes 405 amino acids. NCBI's taxonomy places the organism in Eukaryota, Fungi, Ascomycota, Eurotiomycetes, Onygenales, Onygenaceae.
AUGCGCGUGCCUGGGGGAUUGGCUGUUGGCACAUUGGGUGGCCGUGCGAUAUUUGCAUUCCAGGAUUCAAUCGCGAAAGCAAUAUCAGGUCGGGAAGAACUAACAUGCUCGAGCUACUACAAUAGUACUUAUGUUGAGAGCCCGGAUGGUGAUAACUCUGUUGAUUGGAAUCCGGUCACUGGUAUUCUACACUCUUCGUUGUUUGCACCGUGUGAAACGUCCCUGAUAUUUAUAGGAAUCCUUUCGAUAAACAAUGGGGUCGACGAUGGCGCCCUAAUCCGAGUUGUCGGUCUUUCGUCGUCAAUCGACUGCUAUCGGCUUCUUUCCGAGGCCCAUGACCAGGAAAGGGUUAUAGAACCAGUCAAAGAUUCAUGUAGUGCGGAGCUGCGCAAAGGAAUCGAAAGCUCUCGGAGCCGUUUCGAUUUGGAUCAUGAUCUGGGAGGCAUGUCUACCGCAAGGGGAUGGGGCGCGGCGUCCUUCGGCACGUGGUUAGCGGUGUGUUUUACCGUCCAUCCCACUGACAUGCCUGAGCAUAUCACUCCCUCUCACGAGCGCUUGGGGAUAGUAUUUUCUCCGUCCGCAGGUGAGAGUCGUCAUCAGGCAAAACCCGGUGCCAACCCUACAACACAAGAUGUAGACGACUUUCAAGACGACGCUAUGAGGAUGCAGCAGAAGGUCUUGCACUACAUCUUCGAGGAAUCACAUAGGGCUUUCGCAAACGACCGCUGGCUCAAAAAAUUGCUCUACGCGGCUUGUUGUUGCGUGGUGGUUCGGUUCCGGCGUGAGUCUGAAUUGUUGACCCGUGCGGCGUCGGCUUUACGCUGGCUACAGGAAUGCACGGGUCUUAAUUUUGGCGAAGAGAUACUCCUCCUUGAGGAUGUUCAGUUGUCUAGCGAGGAAGGCGUGCUGCAUCCAUCGAUCACGGUCAGGCCGACAGAAAUACUACACGCUGUUGGCCAAGAUAUUUUCGAGCUGUGCGAGAUAUGCGAUGCUGGUAUAGACUGGUAUUCUGCGGAGGAAUCCCAGUGCCUUGGGGGCCAUACCUUUGGUAAGAUACCCAAUAGUACUUGGAUGAUUGAAGCUCGGCACAACGCUAACUACUGGUGUUCGCUGUUCUUCCAGUGCGCUGUGGCGUGUCACUCUUGUCAAUUCAGGACCCAUUUGCUACAAGUCGUUGCUCUCGGUGUGGGCGGGAGUAUUUCGACGGCACGAGCCUGA